Neurospora tetraspora is the source of this 2259-nucleotide messenger RNA. RefSeq names its product concanavalin A-like lectin/glucanase domain-containing protein. Lineage: Eukaryota; Fungi; Ascomycota; Sordariomycetes; Sordariales; Sordariaceae. Gene Ontology annotation, molecular function: hydrolase activity, hydrolyzing O-glycosyl compounds; glycosyltransferase activity. Gene Ontology annotation, cellular component: fungal-type cell wall. The record is from RefSeq and is a predicted model, not a curated record. Bases 243 to 2171 code for a protein of 642 amino acids. The transcript has a single exon. Gene Ontology annotation, biological process: fungal-type cell wall organization; carbohydrate metabolic process.
AUCACUCAAUUCGUUUGCGCAAUCGUCAGUUGACCUGACCUUGCUGCCUCUCCCAACCACGAUACACCAUCUCGCGAGCUCGAGAUCACCAGUCCUUCGACACACUACGAUCACUACGAUACACCAGAGAUGCAACUCUGAGUCCAAUCCAUUUACACGAAUCGUUUAUUUACCUACCUACCUACCUACCCGACCAACCGAAUCAUAAUCCCACGAUACCACGAUCCACGAUCCACGACACAAUGCUUCUACCGCGAUACCUCACCUCAGCCAUUGCGCUGCUGGCUUCCUCGGCCCUCGCCCAAGUCACCACCGACUGCCAACCCCUCAACAAGACAUGUCCUGCCGAUCCCGCCCUCGGCAUGGACUACUCGUGGGCCUUCAACUCUACUCCCAAAGCCUGGGCCUGGGAAACUACUGUCGGCACCGUCGAUUUCGACAAUGACAAUGGCGCCGCCUUCACCAUCAGCAAGCAGGGCGACUCCCCCACCCUGCGCUCCAAGUUCUACUUCUUCUGGGGCCGCACCGAGAUCUGGAUGAAGGCUGCCCAAGGCCAAGGCAUCGUCAGUUCCGUCAUGUUCCUGUCCGAUGACCUGGACGAGAUCGACUGGGAGUUUGUCGGCGGCGAGCCCAACAACGUGCAGACCAACUUUUACGGCAAGGGUGUCAUCGAGUCCUCCAUUCCCGGAAAGCACGACGUUCCCGGUAACGCUCAGGAGGACUUUCACAAUUACACCACCAUUUGGACCCAGGACUACCUCGACUUUUACAUUGACGGCAACAAGGUCCGCACUUUACUUCCCGCUGAAGCCAACAAAGCCAACGACACUCAAUACUACCCCCAGACACCCAUGCGCUUGUCCUUCGGUAUUUGGGCUGGCGGCGACCCGAGAAUGCCCAACGGUACGAAGGAGUGGGCUGGUGGUGAAACCGAUUAUAAUGCUGGCCCGUACACCAUGCAUGUCAAGUCUGUCCGAGUUACCGACUACAGCGACGGCGAGGAGUAUGUCUACGGCGACCGCAGCGGCGAUUGGGAGAGCAUCAAGAUCGUCGAGGGUAACUCCACCAUCAAGGAGAUCAUCACAGCCCCGCCCAAGCAGUCGAUGUCAGACAAGUGGAACGGCAUGUCGAGCACAACCAAGACCAUCAUUUACGCCUGCUGCGCCGGCGCUGGUGCGCUGCUCGUCAUGGCUGCCGUGUACGUCUGCAUCCGUCAGCGACGACGGGGUGCGCGCCAGGCUGCUCUUGCUGAAGCCCAGUACGAGCGCGAUCGCGUCGAGCUUGAGCGGUUGCAGAAGGCUGGUAUCGAUCCCGAUAGUUUUACGGAGCAGGCGGCAGAGUAUCAUGCUGGUGAUAUGAAGAAGGACGGUAUGGCUACUACGACAACUUACAGUGUUCCCCCUUCUCCGCCUCUCGAUGGCCCGAACAACACCUCCUCUAAUGGUCAAUUCGAGCCGAUCUCAGCAGUUGGCGCUGGCGCCGCUGCUGGUGCUGCUCUCGGUGCUACCGGUGCCGCCGCCGCCUCCCUCUCUCUAUCCCCCCGUGUCGCUAGCCCUGCUCCCGCUCCUGGCCAGCAACAGCAACAAUUCAACUCCUUCGACAACAACAUGAACAUGAACCGCGUCGCCUCGCCUGCUCCAAGCAUCCCUUCCUUCGCGGCAUCUGCCAUGACCCCCACAAUCCCCAACGUGACUGGCGGGUACCAGAACCAGUCCCAGAGCCCGUCGUUCCCGCCCAACCGUAGCUUCACCUCUCCGGUCCCUGGCUCGCCUAACCCUCAAGGUUCCAUGUACGGAGAUAUGAACAGAGUAGGCAGCCCCGCUCCCGGGGUAGGACUAGCCCACCCGCAACCCCAAAGAAGCUUUACCGCCGGUCCUACUGCCCCGGGGUUCGCGAGCCCGCAGUCGGCGAGCUUCAACUUCAAUAAUAAUAACAAUGGGGGCUACAGCAGCCCACAGGCUUCCACAUUCGGCGGAGCGUACGGUCAGCAAGCACCCGGACUUGGAACACAGUCUGGUGUUGCUGGUUACGGUCAGGCUGCCGUUGGUCAAGUACCUGACUUUGGUCUGCCGGGUCAAAAUGGAUUUGCGGAGGGGAGGGAUAGUUAUUGGGGUGAUACCCGUGAUGAUGGGCAUAACCAGGGGCAUAUGAACAACGGGGGAUACAGGUGAUGAUGGGUGAUGACACGGGGGAUGUGGGAUGCUGGGAAUUUGAAGAGGUGGCAAUUCCAGCUCGCGUCGUUGAUUGAUGAGAUGAUAU